UCGUACGUGUUAAUGGAAUACCGGUGUGUCCAGUGCGGGUUUCGGAUCAAAACCCUUUUCGUUCAAUACUCUCCGGGAAACAUUCGAUUGAUGAAAUGUGUGAACUGUAAAGCAGUUGCUGAUGAGUAUAUUGAAUGUGAGCUCAUGAUUGUUUUGAUUGAUUUAAUCUUGCACAAGCCAAAAGCUUACAGACAUGUACUCUUCAAUGUCCUCAACCAUGAAAGUACCCAUUUUCAGGGUCUUUUGUGGAAGUCAUUAGUUGGUUUUCUUGUGCUGGAUGCAUACAGAAGUUUGAUCGUCAAAAAGCCUGAGGAAGAAUGGGGCACGUCCAUGAGCAUUUCUUCGUUCUUUUGGAUAUAUCGUAAGGUGUUGGUGGAUGUAUUUCUGGGAAACUAUAUGUUUCUAUGUUCUUUUUUUCUUGCAAUCAAGAGUUUGCUUAAGACAUCAGCUCGAUUCUCCAGCUUCAGAGAUCUGCUGCUUGCAAUUCUAAUUUCAAGUUACUUCAAGAUUCUUCUCAUUGCGAUGAUGGUCUGGGAGUUUCCACCUGCAGUGAUUUACAUCAUUGAUUUAUUUGUUUUCUCAUCUAAUUCAGUGGCACUAAAAGUGAUAACCAAGUCAACUAUGAAUCGAUGUAUAUGGGCCUGCUUCAUCGCACAUGUUGUAAAAUUUUGUAUAACACAGGUUUUUAGUUAAGACAUUGAGAUAGUUUGAUUAUUUUUUUAUUGUUCACAUGAUAUUCAAACUAAAAAUAGCUUUUGUUCAUUCAAUUUUCUGUUAUGUGUAAUCUCAAUUAUCUAUAAACGCAUCCAUGCUACACACACAUUCAUAUUCUCCUUCAUACCUUGUCCUUUCAUACUUAUAUUAUAGCAUAGAUGCCCUGUUACACUAUGCUCACGUUGAUAUCCCUAAUUUCUCAUUAAUUCUAUCAAUAUUGUUAAGGCCAGGCUCA
Molecule: messenger RNA, 949 nt
Organism: Hibiscus syriacus
Lineage: Eukaryota; Viridiplantae; Streptophyta; Magnoliopsida; Malvales; Malvaceae
Product: protein ARV 1-like
Exons: 9
Coding region: 13-693 (226 amino acids)
Biological process (GO): intracellular sterol transport; sphingolipid metabolic process; sterol metabolic process
Cellular component (GO): cortical endoplasmic reticulum; Golgi apparatus
Source: RefSeq, a predicted model, not a curated record